AUGCCCUCAUCUGCCUUAAAACGAAAUGGACUUCAGGAUCAAAAAUUUAUUGAAAGUGGUGGCAUUGCUUAUAUAAGAAAAUGUUGGCGCAACGCGCAGUGGAGUGACUAUCCAUUCGCGUUUGCUGUCAAACCCGCGAAGAAACUCCCUGUACAAAAGUUACCCGUGUCUGCAUUCAAGAGGAACGGGAUGCAAGACCAAGAACACUCAAAACUUUUGGGCACCACAAACUUUCUUAAGAGAUGUCCCCGAGAUGUAAUGUUUGAAUGUGACGUUUGUACACAACCAGUAAAAGUUAACGACCCAGUUAAAGUACCAGAGCUGCAAAAAUCUGAAUUAUGCUGUAGAGUCUUUAAGAAGAAACCUAUCGAGGUGAACCAACCCACUGUACUCACGCGUAGAGCUUGUGAAGUGGCUGUGGGAUGUAGGCCCAGGCGAAAGCCAUUUUGUGCACAUUCGUACUGCGCAGACGAAGAGCAGGAGGUACAUCGAUACGUGUCUGAAGAUGAGCGGGGUAAUUGUUGCUACCAUUUCGAGAAAAAGAAAAACGGGAGUGGCUUGAACUACUGUCAGUCGUGUCACUCGUGUCCCCAUUACGCAGAUUGCGUCCCAGCGAAGGCGAUGGAGCCUCCAAAGAACUGCUAUUAUUACUGUUGUUGA
This is a messenger RNA of Pieris macdunnoughi, 660 nucleotides long. The record is from the annotation of a GenBank genome assembly. NCBI's taxonomy places the organism in Eukaryota, Metazoa, Arthropoda, Insecta, Lepidoptera, Pieridae.